Trematomus bernacchii (emerald rockcod) is the source of this 3083-nucleotide messenger RNA. Its product is annotated as FYVE, RhoGEF and PH domain-containing protein 4-like. The record is from RefSeq and is a predicted model, not a curated record. The coding region runs from base 99 to 2828 and encodes 909 amino acids. Gene Ontology annotation, molecular function: guanyl-nucleotide exchange factor activity; metal ion binding. Lineage: Eukaryota; Metazoa; Chordata; Actinopteri; Perciformes; Nototheniidae. The transcript has 15 exons. Gene Ontology annotation, cellular component: cytoplasm. Gene Ontology annotation, biological process: cytoskeleton organization; filopodium assembly.
UUGAUUGAACACGUGAAAUACAGAACCACAGAGUCUCUGGGUCUCCCUAUCUCAUCCCGCUACAAGAAGUUAGACCUGAGGCUUUUUACUUUGUGAUAAUGUUUGACUUGAAGAAGAGUUACAGUCUGAUUGUGAACUGCAGCGCGGAGGAGUGCAGGAGGGCGGCGAUCAGGCGGAAGGUCAAAGGUGCGGAGGAGUGCGUAGUCUCAAACACAGUGCCUCCUAAACCAGCUCACCUCCAGAGUCCACAGAGGGAAGGGCCGGCUUUAGCCCGCAGCCCCACUGCAAAGCUACAACCUCAACAAGAGCAGAGUUCUAACAGAGGAGUGGGCUGCGUCAGCCCGACUCAGAACUGUCUAGGCUCCCCUAGUCCAAUAAGAGGAGGGGGGAACAGUUUUUUAAAUGUGUCUGGAGCACAUAUCAGCCCCGCCAGACUCUCUCCUGGUUCUCUUGGAGGCAGUCCACUUUUAGGAUCUCCAAGUCCAGGCAAACGAGGCCUUCACAGCCGUAGCCCAUCCAGGGAAGGUGGGCACAGCCCUGCUAAAUUGUCGCCAAGGAACCGCAGGUCACUUUCAGGAUUACUGAGGACCCCCAGCCCUGUGCAGGGGAGAAUGGGGAGCUAUAGACCCGCCAAGAACUCUAAAUCAUGGCUAGGACUGCACAGAAUCCCUAGCUGGAAGACGGAAGGAAAAGAGAAGAAAGCUGGAAAAUCCCUCAGCGUGCCUGACUUGAUUGUUUACAUGGAUGAGAACAGGAUUCUAACUGAAAAAGAUGACCGCUCACUGAAAUUGCUGCAAUCCCCAAACUGCAAAGGGCCAGUCAUCACCAUCAAAUCCCCGGUUAACCACGGACUCAGACACGCCUCAAGUGAAUCCCAUCUAUCCAGCAUCGGCAGAGACCAUUCCCCAGGACAAAUGAAUGGCAGCGUGCAGGGAAGAGAUGGCACAUUAGUCAAUGGGAACAGUUUCAAUGACAAAAUGGCAGAAGGCAAGAUACCCGGAGGAUAUGGCUCCAAGUGUUCUGGCCAGUGGAGUGAAGCAGCGACAGAAGGUAGCCAGAUCCACAAUGAGUGUAAAGAUGAACUAUGUGAUGAAAUGAGGAAGGAGAGAGGAGGAGAGCCUGAAAAUGAAGAGAACACCAAGCAGAAGUUGUACAAUAUAGCCAAAGAGCUGCUGCAGACAGAGAGGGCCUACGUGGCUCGUCUCCACCUGCUAGACCAGGUGUUCUGCUCGCGGCUCACAGAAGAGGCAGGCCGAGGCUCCUUUCCUCCUGACGCGAUCAGAAACAUCUUCUCCAACAUUUCCUCCAUCUUCUCCUUCCACAGCCAGUUCCUGCUGCCUGACCUGGAGAGCUGCAUCAGCCACUGGUGUGCGAGCCCAGGCCUCGGUACCGUUCUGCUGAAACACGCACCCUUCCUGAGGAUGUACGCCAACUACGUCAGGAACUUUGACCAGGCCAUGGAGCUGGUGAGGACCUGGACUGAACGUUCCUCUGCCUUCAGAAACAUCGUCCAGGAGAUACAGAGUCAGGAAGAGUGUGGCAGCCUGACCCUGCAGCACCACAUGUUGGAACCGGUCCAGAGGGUCCCACGUUAUGAGAUGCUGCUCAAGGAUUACCUCAAGAAGCUGCACAAGGAUAGCCCAGAUUAUGGUCCUGCUCACAAGGCCUUGGAGACUAUUUCCAUGGCAGCCACCCACUCAAACAGUGCCAUCCACAAAGCUGAGAGCCUGAAGCGGCUGCUGGAGAUCUAUGAGAUGGUUGGAGACGAGGAGGUGGUUAACCCCACCAACGAGUUCCUCAGGGAAGGCCGUCUGCUCAAGCUUGCUGCCAGGAACACCUCGGCCAUGGAGAGGCACCUCUUCCUGUUUAACAACUUCCUGCUGUGCUGCCAUCCUAAAUUCAGCCUGGUUGGGCAGAGGUUUACGGUCCGCUGCAGGAUCGGAGUGGAUGGCAUGCAGGUGCAGGAGACCACCAACGAAGACCACCUGUACACCUUCCAGGUCUCUGGGAAAGAGAGGAUCCUUGAGCUGCAGGCCAUCUCUGAACAAGACCGAGAUGAAUGGAUAAAGGUGAUUCAGGAGGCCAUUGACAUGUUUCAGAAGAAAAGUGAAACCUUCAAAUUGGCUUCUAAGGAGACAAAGGAAGAAGAUCCAAUGGAGGAACUUGGCCGACGCGCCCCUCGCUGGAUCAGGGACAACGAAGUGACCUUGUGUAUGAAAUGCCAGGAACCUUUCAACGCACUCACCAGGAGAAGACAUCACUGCAGAGCCUGUGGAUGUGUGGUGUGCUGGAAGUGUUCAGACAACAAAGUGCCUUUGGAGUACGAUGGCAACAAGCUGAACAAAGUGUGUAAAGCCUGCUACUUCGUCCUGAUCGCUCGGAGAGGGGACAGUAUGGAGGAGAAGAAAUGGAGGACACUGGAGACAUCCACAGUGUCCAGUGACUGUGAAAUGAGUGGCUUCCUGCUGUAUGGCGACAACCCUAAGACCUGUCAACAAGUGUGGUCUGUUAUCACCCGCACUGAACCCCCAGUCCUCCACCUGUACACUGCUCUACAGGAGUUGAAGCCCUUCUCCAGUGUCCCUCUGCUGGGCUGCAGUGUGGACGGUUCCCCUCAGGAGCUCCAGGGUCGGCCUUGUUUCUGUUUGAGACAAUCCAACACCACCCACACGUUCUGCUGCUCUGGCUUGGACCUCAAAGGCCGCUGGCUGGCUGUUCUGAGAGCUGCUGUGACGGGGGGUCAGUGCACAUUCAGAAGAUGUGUCAGUGAUGUAAGUGCGUGUCCCUCCAAGGAUUUUUUCAUCAUUGAAGACAUUGACAACUCCUGAACGCUUGAGUACAGGGACUUUGAAUGUACUCAUGUCCAUGGACACAGAACAACAGACUAAAGUCCAUUGAUGUUAAUGACGAUAGCUUUGAAAUGAACAUUUUAUGAAAUGAAUUAAAUCUUAAAGUGAAAUUUUAAGGAAUGUAAAUUGUGUUGAUAACAAUAUCCAGACUGUGUUUUCCUUAUAAGUGUCAUUGCACUUUAUUUAUGAAAUGGUUUACAGUAAAAUAAAUAAAGUGAAGGAGUUUUAACACGA